AUGGCGGCACAAAGUGAGCGACAAAGGCUGGACGAGCGGCUGGAGGCGCUGGUUCCGAGCGACGACGCCGUGUUUGACAUUGCAGGCGCGACGACAGGCCCGGGCGGGACGACGAUCGAGUACGAUGGCUCGGGCGAGGGCCGCUGUCCGCGGAUUAUGUUUGACGAUACCUUGUUUCUGCGGUCGAUGGUGUACAUCGGGUCUUAUGCCUCGGCCUCGUACGCCUUUGCUCCGCCACACAUCACCAUCGAGCUGGCGAGCCGGGAUCCGGCCGCGCUUGCUGCGCUGCCACCCGAGCUCGUCGACGGUCUGCGAUCGUGGGCAAGCCCACUGCUCGAGCUCGCCGAGCUGCGGAUCGAAGUGACGGUGUGGGGCAAGCCGCCGAGUGAGACGGCACUCAAUCUGGUGAGUCACGGCUGGGCUUUUGACUCCCGCUCCGGCCCGCGCGAGUCCAACUUUGCAUACCGCUCGCGGAAGAACGGCGAGGCUAGCAAGGGGCCGAGCGCCAAGGCGGCGGCCAAGUCGCGGCGGCGGCGGCAGAUUCUAGCGCUGGGCGUGUUUGAUCCGCGCGGCGUGACCACCCGCGCUGUGCGCCGCCCGGUAACCGUUGGCCGGCUCGGCCCGGUCGAGGUCUCGGUCCACGCUAAGCGCGGGAGCAUGGCUUGCUCGCCCAACAACGCCCAGCUGGCCAUUGAUGGUCGCGACGCUGCCGCACGCGAGUGCGGCUUUGCCUCGUUCUGGACCGCCACUGUACUCGAAGACAGGGUCCACUGUGCGCGGCAUCUCGUUGUUCUUGACGAUGCACGCCACGACGCGGUCCGUGCUGCCGUGCUCGCCGCCAACACCUCAAGCGCUACUCGCCUCGGCGAGUUGCUGGACAAGCUGGCGGAAGAACCCUCACUUGGCGAGCUUGUCGACGCCUUGACCACCAGUCUCGCGCCGGACUCGGCUGCGGUCGACGCCUUUCUCGCCAACUACACCGCCGACGCUGCCGCCGGCGCCGCGGAUCUGCCGCGCAAAGAUGUCACCCACGAGUGGCUCGAGACCGGGGAAGAGCCGGCCGGACCCGAUGCACCAGCGGCGGCCAAAAGGUCGCAAGCUGCCAGCGGAAGCAGCCGCCAACAGCAAGCCCGCGACAUUGUCUGCGCUGUGUGUGGCGAGACCAAGCCGGGCUCGGCCUUCUCCAAGUCGCAGAAGCGCAAGCGCGAUCGCGGCGCAAAGUGCAUGACAUGCAUUGCUGCAGGCUCUCGGCAAUGA
Molecule: messenger RNA, 1257 nt
Organism: Thecamonas trahens ATCC 50062
Lineage: Eukaryota; Apusomonadida; Apusomonadidae
Exons: 1
Coding region: 1-1257 (418 amino acids)
Source: RefSeq, a predicted model, not a curated record